GGCGGAACACCCGGCAUCAAUCAAGGAUCCUCCCCCCUUUCCAUUGCUCUUUGAUUUUUCCACCUCACAAUGUCCUCCCGCAAGAAGCUCCUUCUUAAGAUCAUCAUCCUCGGGGACUCUGGUGUCGGCAAGACCUGCCUGAUGAACCAGUAUGUCAACCGCAAGUUCAGCACCCAGUACAAGGCCACCAUCGGUGCCGACUUCCUGACCAAGGAGGUUUGCAUCGACGACCGCAACGUCACCAUGCAGAUCUGGGAUACCGCCGGCCUCGAGCGCUUCCAGUCCCUCGGUGUGGCCUUCUACCGCGGUGCCGACUGCUGCGCCCUUGUCUUCGACGUCACCAGUGCCAAGAGCUUCGACAACCUGGACUCCUGGCGCGAGGAGUUCCUCAUCCAGGCCAGCCCCCGCGACCCGAACCGCUUCCCCUUCGUCGUGCUCGGCAACAAGUUUGACUACCCCCAGGACCAGCAUGAGGUCACGGCCAAGCGCGCCGAGGCCUGGUGUGCCAACAAGUUCAACAUCCCCUACUUCCCCACCUCGGCCCGUGAGAACCUCAACGUCGAGCAGGCUUUCCUCACCGUUUCUCGCAAGGCUCUCGAGCAGGACCCCGUCGCCGACCCGUACAGCGACUUCAGCACCAACAUCCGCCUGGAGGACAACCCCCCCUCCGGCGGCGAUUCCUGCGCCUGCUAAGCGCACUUGCCACGCGCGGAAGGCGACGAAUGCACCGUGGGGCCGAGGGGGGCGCUCGGCCGCGCAGGGCACGCGCGCGCAUGCCCACCCACCUACACAUACACAUGCCAACACACCUCUCGUCGCGCGCAACACACUUCCUCAGCCUCUGUGUGUGUGUGUCUCUCUCUCUCUCUCUCUCUUUCUCUCCCUCCCUCCCUCUCGGGGCACGCUCACGAGAGCCGGGUGACGCAGGGGGGAAGUGUAUGACGCGCGCACGAGAGCCCCAAGCCGGGUUCAAAUGGACAGGAGCGUGCUCGCCGCCGCAUGGGCUGUGUAUGGGUGGUGUGUGGGCCGUCAAAGCGAAGCUCCCCUCUUCUUCCUCUUCCGCCUCUCGCACCUCGCGCUGCCUCUCUCUCUCUCUCUCUUUCCUUCCCCCGCCCCUCUGCCUGGGGCAGGCAUAUCUCCCCCUUCCCCCCUCCUCCCCCCUCUCUCUAGCGCGCCGAGGCGAGCCGUCCGCGCGUCACAUCACACUGUCGUUGUUUGUUUGCCACACGCACAUGCAUCUAUCGUCCCUUUUCUGUCCCCUUCUCUUCGGGGAGAGCGUCCCACAAAAUACACCUCGAAUAUGAUACCCA
Fonticula alba is the source of this 1310-nucleotide messenger RNA. Its product is annotated as Ras-like protein Rab-7a. Bases 70 to 693 code for a protein of 207 amino acids. The record is from RefSeq and is a predicted model, not a curated record. Gene Ontology annotation, molecular function: GTP binding; GTPase activity. Gene Ontology annotation, biological process: phagosome-lysosome fusion. Gene Ontology annotation, cellular component: phagocytic vesicle; late endosome; lysosome. Lineage: Eukaryota; Rotosphaerida; Fonticulaceae. The transcript is spliced from 5 exons.